Messenger RNA from Phytophthora nicotianae INRA-310, 360 nucleotides. RefSeq lists its product as hypothetical. The transcript is spliced from 2 exons. NCBI's taxonomy places the organism in Eukaryota, Oomycota, Peronosporomycetes, Peronosporales, Peronosporaceae. Bases 1 to 360 code for a protein of 119 amino acids. The record is from RefSeq and is a predicted model, not a curated record.
AUGAUUGUCGGACACGAUCCGGCCGUCGAUGUGGUUGUCGUGGUUGCCGUGGUCUCGGCUGCCGUUGAUGUUGGUGGCGUCGUGGUUGUCGGACACGAUCCGGUCGUCGACGUGGUUUUCGUCGUAACCGUGGUCUCGGCUGCCGUUGAUGUUGCUGGCGUCGCUUUUAUCGGAGUCGCUCCAGGCGUCGACGUGGUUGUCGUCGUAACCGUGGCCUCGGCUGCUGUUGCUGUCGCUGUCGCUGGCGUCGCUGUUGUCGGACACACUCCCGUCGUCGACGUGGUUGUCGUGGUUGCCGUGGCCUCUGUGGCGAAGCGCGGUGAACACUCUGCCGACAAAGGGGCGUAUAGAUACACUUAG